Aplysia californica (California sea hare) is the source of this 1053-nucleotide messenger RNA. Its product is annotated as thyrotropin-releasing hormone receptor. Lineage: Eukaryota; Metazoa; Mollusca; Gastropoda; Aplysiida; Aplysiidae. Gene Ontology annotation, cellular component: membrane. The coding region runs from base 1 to 1053 and encodes 350 amino acids. The record is from RefSeq and is a predicted model, not a curated record. Gene Ontology annotation, biological process: neuropeptide signaling pathway. The transcript is spliced from 2 exons. Gene Ontology annotation, molecular function: G protein-coupled peptide receptor activity.
AUGUCUGUGGAAACUUCUUCAAAUCACAACAGCACGUCUCUAGGUCUUGACAUAGCGACUUUUCCCUUACAAGGAAGAAAAGGUCUAAUCUCCAAUGCCGAUAGAGAUAUUUACUUCGCCUUAAACUUCGUGGUCAUUUGUGGAGCCAUCUCCGUGUUUGGGGUGACGGCUAAUGUGAUCAACAUUGUCAACUUCUGGCGUCAGGGUUUCGCCGACUCAGUGAAUCUCAGCCUGGUGGGACUCUCACUGUCUGACCUGGGCUGUCUCCUCACUCUCAUCUACAACAACAGCCUCAUGAGCCCUUGGCUGGCCUUCUCUGACGUCAGUCCGUUCUUUCCUUUUGAGGUGCAGUACCUAACCGGCGGCUGGCCCCACGUAUGGUUCACGAGGGUUACCAGCUGGAUCACGGCCUACAUCGCCCUCGAGAGAUGUCUGUGUAUUGCCCUCCCUCUUAAAGUCAAACAACUCCUCACCCCUUUUCGAUCACGCGUCAUCAUCCUCUCUAUCUUCCUUCUCACCGCGGCUUCUAUCGCGCCCGUGUACUACACAACUCGACUGGCUUGGAGGUUUUCUGAAAAGCGAAACAAAAGCCUCCUCGGCCUCGCUUUCACAUCGGACAGAGAGGAAAUUGAUGACGUCAUUUUGGCAAUUAAUAACGUCUUCUCCCCCGUGGCUUCGUUUUUUACUGUCAUUGGGUGCACUGUUAUCUUGGUUGUGAAGCUCAACAGCAAGGCAAAAUGGAGGGAAAGCGCAGUUUCUUCUAUGGAGGCAGUUAAGUCUGGGAGGGAUAACCGAGUCGUCAAAAUGGUUGUCACAAUUUCUGUGAUUUUCAUCGUCAGCUACACCCCAACAACAGUCAUCUUCCUCACUGUUAUCAUGGUACCAGAGCUCAGCAUCACAGGCCGGUAUCAGAAUCUCUUCAACGUCCUUUUCUCUUUCUCGUUCAUCUUUGAGGCCAUCAACUCCUCUAUCAACAUUUUCGUGUACAUUAGGAUGAGCUCAAAGUACAGACAGACAUUCAACAUGAUGUGCUGGUGUCGCUCCAGCCAGUGA